Molecule: messenger RNA, 1395 nt
Organism: Clonostachys byssicola
Lineage: Eukaryota; Fungi; Ascomycota; Sordariomycetes; Hypocreales; Bionectriaceae
Source: the annotation of a GenBank genome assembly
AUGUCUGCCUUCGUCACAGAAUGGGCUAGGGCCCAGGGACAAAAGGGAGCUACCUCCAAGUCUACUCCCGUGUUCUAUCGCAACCUGGAGGCGGAGUUGGAUGUCCGCCGAAAACGGGGUAGCCUGAUGCGGCCCCAUGUAAAAGAAGGCAUCACUGACUUCUCUUCUGGCGAUUCUCUUGGCCUGCUCUCCUCCGGAGCUUUGAAAGAUGCCUUCCUGGAAGAAUUCAAAGAUCUUCCAAAUGGUCGCAUGACUAUUCCCGGUUCUCGACUGAGCGACGGUAAUUCCAAGUACCUCGAGCAGUUGGAAAAGGAAAUCGCCGAAUUCCACAACGCUGAGAAUGCGCUCGUUGUCAACAGUGGCUGUGUAGCCAACAUGGCAAUAUUUUCCACUAUUCCCCUCGCUGGAGAUGCCAUUCUCUACGACGAGCUUGUCCACGCAAGUAUUCAUGAUGGCAUGAAGAAUAGCGUAGCACGCUGCCAAAAAUCAUUUCUGCACAAUGACGUGGACUCUUUCUCGGACACUCUUCAAAGCAUUGUUGAAUCUGAGCCUCAGAUUCGCAAUGGAACACGAUCUGUAAUCGUCUCUGUCGAAUCCGUGUACAGCAUGGAUGGAGAUAUUUGUAUAUUGCAGGAGCUCAUCGACGCAGCAAAGGAGAUUCUUACUCACGACAACGCACUAUUCAUCAUCGACGAAGCGUAUGGUACUGGGAUUCUUGGUCCCAAAGGAUCGGGCCUCGUCUGCGAGCUCGGUCUUGAGAAGGAGGUGGGCAUCCGCCUGCACACUUUUCCCAAAGCCUUGGGCUCUACUGGAUCGGCCAUUCUCGCCAAUGACACCGUUAAAAUGAUGCUCAUGAACAAUGCACGAAGUCUGUUGUUCACAGGCGUUCCGUCUUUCCCUAUGCUUGCAUCCAUCCGAGCAGCCUACCGACUCCUUCGAAGUGGAUCCACGAUUGAAUCCCAAAACAAGGUUCAGCAUCUCGUCAAGCUUUUCUUGAAAACGAUUCGAUCCCACCCGGUUUGGGAGCGCGCCAGCAGCUUGGGCAUUCUCCGUAUUCCCCUUUAUGAGGGCGACGAUGACCCUGAGGUUGUCAGCCAGAUCCUCCCUAUCUGGACGCGCGCAAAGCACAAUCUUUACCUGGCAUUCCAUGUUAACCAAGCUGGUUACUCAGGCUAUCCGGUCGUUUUUCCAGUGGUACCUAAGGGACAGGAGCGAGUACGGUUUCUGUUCCAGGCCGCGCAAACAGAUGAGCAUGUCAAGGCUUUUGCGGAUUGCAUCUGCUCUUGGGCUGAAGAGAUGCUUGAAAUCGAAGAUUCUGGUGACCUCAACAGGCUUCCAACGGCCGCUCGUGAUGCUUAUGCAAUCAUGAGUGAAUUUGAAAAUAACAGUAAAUAA